Molecule: messenger RNA, 591 nt
Organism: Acanthamoeba castellanii str. Neff
Lineage: Eukaryota; Discosea; Longamoebia; Acanthamoebidae
Exons: 3
Coding region: 1-591 (196 amino acids)
Biological process (GO): heme transport
Cellular component (GO): plasma membrane; lysosomal membrane
Molecular function (GO): heme transmembrane transporter activity; heme binding
Source: RefSeq, a predicted model, not a curated record
AUGCACUGGGAGACAACCAAGGGCAUACUAAAGAUUGUUUGGCCUGCUGUGGGCGUACUGGCGGGUCUCAGCGCGGGGGCGUGCUUCCUCUACCUGCGAGCAUGGGAGACUGCCGGUUUCGCACUUGCCUCGGGCGUCUACGCUAUGCUGCUGAUGGCAUUCACCAUCAAGGACUACCGCACACUCAAGGCCAUCCGAAGGUGCGAAGAACAGCCGUAUGACGAAGCGGAUUUCCUCUACGACGAGGGGGAAGAAGAAACAGUUUCCUCCACAACGGGCGGGAUGCCAACGGAGCGGGAUCGGCGAGGCCGCGUGCCGAGCGACAGCCAACGGCACAGCAGGCGGGGCCACCUCGUGGCAGAGAAACCAGAGUCCGUGGGCUGGUGGGUCUUCCGCUGGCUCUGCUUCGUGGCCGCGGCCGCCGGCGCGUCGGUGGGCAUCGGCGGCAUCAUCACCUACGCGCUGCUGGCGCAAGGCAACCACGAGUCCCUUAACUCCACCUCGCACUGGCUUACGAUCGUGUGGUCGUUCAUGAUCUUCAAGUGGUCGUCUGGUCUCUUCCUCGCGGCACGUCGCCUUCUUAUCCGCUAG